UCCUCCUCCUCCUCCUCCUCCUCCUCCGUGUCUUCCUCCUCCUCCUCCUCCUUGUCGUCCUUCUCCUCCUCCUCCUCUACCUCUUUAAUGAAGGAAACCCCUGGUUCUUCUGUGUUUGUGGUUCAGAUUGCAGAGUAUGACCAGAGACUGAGACAGCUCGCAGAGGGAGGUGAUCAAGUAUCAACACUCAAUAAGAGGGCAAGGUGUUCGUGGGAACUUCUACAGCUGCACAAAGGUCGGCUGGAACUCGUUCUCGAAAGCAGGUCAGAGUCAGCCGCAGAGAGUCUGAGGAGCAUGGGCAUAAAGGAGCCAAACGCGUCACCAACAGAAGUAUUGAAUUUCAUUGAGGGUCUGUCAGGGGCUGUUACAGAGCAGAGUUUGGCUGAAUCAGCUAAGAUUCAGCAACAACAAUCCGCAGCAAAGAAAGGUGAUGCUGGCCGUGGAAGGGUGCAAGCACAGCUUGCAGAUCUAAGGAAACAGAUGGCAGAUUUGGGAAAUGCGGCGACAGAAAUAGCAGGGAAGAUAAGAGUGGCUGAAGAAGCACUUGUAAAACUGAGAACAGAGUUAUCGAAUGUGGAAGCCAGGCGUGCAUCUCUGCAGGAGCAAUAUCGUCAAAAAGCAGCUUCUGGGGGCAGUGGGACACGUGCAGCAGCAGCAAAUGUAGCCGCGGUUCCAUGCACACAGGUAGCAGCUUCGUUGCAGAAGCACGGUGCUCAGUUGAGUGCGGUGCAUGCGCUGAAGAACUUUGUUUUGAGGACACAGAAGUCAUGGGGGGAAAGAGUCUCGCGAGAACGGCAAGAUCCACGGCAGUCUAUGGAAUCUGCAGUUGGAGGAUAUCUUCAGGCACUUGCAGCUCAUUUGAGAAACAAGCAGCAGCAACAGCAGGAAGUUAAGCAAAGAUUGCGUUUCUGCCUGGAGAAGAUGGUGCCGCUGGAGACGGAGAUGCAUCAGCUGGUUCAUCUGAAGAAGACCUCAUUGGCCAAUGAGCUCGUGAAGCCGUUGCAGGCACUGCAGAAGAUUCAAAAGAUGCGUAACGAGCACAAUCUGAUUACGGCGGCGGCGUCCGCAGAGAUCUCUUUGACCCCUAUUCAGGCUCAUUUGCCCUAUGGAUGUGCAAGAGGGGUGGCUUCAACAGAGGCUCUUUCAGCACUUUUGACAGGUGCUCCAGGAAUAGACUUUCUCAGCAAUGCUUCAGGCUUGUCGACUCCAACGUCACCACCAACGCCACAUACAACGACUGUGGCCACACAAGGGCAGAUAGUUAUAUAGAGCUUGGGAUUGAUGUCUCCUUCACUCAGGCAAUGGUCGAGGAGGUAGCAUUUCCAAGGAAGUAUUGCAAUUGUUGAGUGGGUCAUGCGUUGCCUUGCUACUCUACUCAGCCAUCACCUUUGUGGCUUCGGCUGGUGGCCUCAAUCUCUUUUGGACACAGAUGUCAAUCAAGAUGCAUGCCCACAUUUGCUGCUUGUGUUGUGACCGUGGGAAAGUGGUCAUCUGUCCCUUAACACUCUCUCUCUCUCUCUCUCUCUCUCUCUCUCUCUCUCUCUCUCUCUCUCUCUCUCUCUCUCUCUCUCUCUCUCUCUCUCUCUCGGUCUCUCUCAUGCACGCACACACAGAGUAGCGCCCGUUUGCACCGGUCUUUGUCAAUGCAAUGUUCCGUCGACGUUUGGACAGUAGGCCAUGUGCCCAUUUCUCUAUAUUUUUCCAUGUUUGCUCUUCGUUCUACAGUUAUGCUGGUGAUGAUGCAUACAUGAUCAAGGUGGUGGCACCGCAGGGUGCUAAUCUCUUUUUCAUUCCCUGUUUCCCCACUUGUGCUGUGUUGCCCUGUAAUUUUAGCCUCAGGGGCGAGAGUAUGUGAGGUUGCUGGGCGGUGAUGUCAUUAUAAUAUGAUUAUAUUGAACACAUUCUUUAGAAACGUAGAAAGGCAUCUUCAGGACAUUUUGUAAGAGAAAAAUCUCAAAACCGUGUGCAAGAGGCUUGACCCUGGUUUGAUUUUCCGCUCUCUCGUGUUUUUUACCUUGCCGCUAGAGUUCUCCCCGACAAUCAAGCAACACACACACACGAUGCAGAAGGCUCUCCAUGUUUUUCCGGACCUUUGACAAAAAAAAGUCGGUGCCUUUUUGCUGGAGUAAGUUGCCUUCUGCCCUCCAUCCCCUUAUGGUUUGAAAUAUAUAUGUAUACAGAUGUAUAUAUGCAAGUGCGCCGCUUUGGCGGCAGACGGGUGUGUGGGCACUUGGCGCUGAACCACACAAACGU
Molecule: messenger RNA, 2253 nt
Organism: Chara braunii
Lineage: Eukaryota; Viridiplantae; Streptophyta; Charophyceae; Charales; Characeae
Source: the annotation of a GenBank genome assembly